This is a messenger RNA of Apodemus sylvaticus (European woodmouse), 819 nucleotides long. RefSeq names its product histocompatibility antigen 60b-like. The transcript has 4 exons. Bases 1 to 819 code for a protein of 272 amino acids. NCBI's taxonomy places the organism in Eukaryota, Metazoa, Chordata, Mammalia, Rodentia, Muridae. Gene Ontology annotation, biological process: antigen processing and presentation of endogenous peptide antigen via MHC class I via ER pathway, TAP-independent; immune response; antigen processing and presentation of endogenous peptide antigen via MHC class Ib. Gene Ontology annotation, cellular component: external side of plasma membrane. The record is from RefSeq and is a predicted model, not a curated record.
AUGACCAGCAGGUCAAACUUCAAACCCUGCAUCUCCAUGUCUGAUGUCAAAGUGCACUUCAGAACACAAAAUCCUUUAAGCUUUGCUGACUGCAACCGACUUCUGUCCUUCGUGCUGGUCUUCACCUGUAGAGAUUCUGUACGUUGUGACCUCAUUGUCAAUUCUGCUACCAAACCUGGAGAGCCUUGGCGUAAAGGAUCAUGCUCAGUGGAUGGAAAGACUCUUUUUCAGUUUGGUUACAAGAUUCAGGUCACAUCUUUCUAUAAACUGACAAUGGAGAAAAAUGCCACUGAGGAGUAUGCAGAUUUGCUUCAAAGUGUGGAAAAUAUUUUAGAAGUGAUGAGGAACCAGCUACGUAGCAUGGAACCAGAGCGAUUCAAGACCACGGGUAAUCACACCUUGCAGGUCGCCAUGGAAACUCAGUAUAAUCAAGGACAACUCACUGAUGCGUCCUGCAACUUCACCAUUGAUGGACAGUUUUCCUUUAGCUUUAAUCCAAUUAAAAAUACCUGGACAGGGAGUGGUACUGGUGCUAGCAGUAUCAUGAAACAAUGGGAGGGAAACAGGGAACUAGGACAGGGUCUAAAGAAGCUGCUCAAGGGAGACUUCACUCACUGCUGCAAGAAAUUGUGGACACUCUGGAGAGAAACGCCAAGAUCAACAAUAAAGACCUGGGAUGUCACCCAGCUUACAUUUGCCACCCAGAUUGUACCCACAGUGAGCAGCACCCAUCCUACAUCUGGCAACCAGAGUCAAAACAUGACCUGGGUGGUGAUUCUAUGUAUAGCAGGAGUCAUCUUCAUCACAUUUAUCACUUAG